UCCACGUCGUCUCUGUCGCUGGUUCGCCCGCCACCUCCUCUGUUCUCGUUCUCUCGCAACGGUGAACGGACCAAGGCCAAACCCUAGCGACUGCGAGCGAGCUUCCGGCGGGCGACAACCGAGGCGUGUUUCUAAGUCAACUCGAUUCGAUUCGCCAGCCACCACGCAGCAGCCAUCAAGGAGGAAGGGAGUCUUGGAGAGCCGGAUUUCAGAUUUGAUUCUCAUGUGUGCGAGUUAAGAGGAGCGAGCGCAUUCGCAAGGAAAAUCAGAGACCAAUGAAAUUACAACAGCAAGAAUCAGCAGGGGAGCAACAACAAGGGGGAGAGGUACAGCUCCCCGAAAAUCUCCUCCGACACUUUGAGCAAAUCCUCCACGAUGACCCCCUCAUCGAUGAGGUGGGGUUCUUGCACCCGACACAAUUCUGCUCACUAGAUUGCGCCCAAGAUGGUGACUCCGCUUCGCAACCUACAGAGUUCCAUCGCACAAGAUACUUCUGGUGCAGAGACCACAAGCUUGCCAUCUCUGCCGAGAUCCUCCCCAAGCUUUACCACGCUGCUCGGGAUGCCUACCACAAUGCAAGGGAUGCCCCACUAUCACCCACUCAUCUUAUGAGGCACACCAAGGCACUACUCAUACUUUGCCCUGACCUACUCACCGCAUGGAACUCAAGGAAGAUGGUGCUAUCAGCAGAGUAUGAUUUCACAAAGCUCAAGGAUGAGCUGCAAUUGUGUGCCUUGAUCCUUUCCUACUCACCAAAGAACGAGAGCACAUGGAGCCAUAGGAGAUGGGUGAUAAAACAAGUUGCCGAGCAACGUCAAGAUAUGUUGGAGCUUAUAGGGAAUGAAUCCAUGUUAGUCAAAGAGAUAGCAGAGAAAUCAAAAAUGAACUACCGUGCAUGGAGGCAUCGAUGCUGGCUUAUUCCUUACAUGACAAGGAAACAGGUGCUGGAUGAACUGAAGGAGUCAACAAGAUGGAGUGAGCUACAUGUUGCUGACAACUGCUGCUUCCACUAUCGAAGAUCCCUGCUGCUUGCACUACUAGGCAACCUCCUUCGGAAUGGAGAAGAUUCCCUUAGUUGGGAGUCAGAAAUUUGCCUGCUAUGGAAGGAGGAGCUUAGGUGGGAUGAGAUGCUGAUCAGACGCUACCAGGGGAGAGAGUCGUUAUGGAACCACCGUCGGUUCCUUUCACACUGGUGGAUACAGCACUUGCUCACUAUUGAAGAAAACUGGCCCUCAACGACAUCCCAGAUGGAUAUGUUUGUCAUACAGGAGAUACAACUGCUGUCUGAGUGCCUGCAUGACCCUGUGGAUGAGUUUGGGGAGUCAUGUGUCCAAGCAGAGCUUUCAGCGCUCUACAUUCUGUGGAUAACAAAGCAAGUCCCAGCUGUGAAAGGAAAGCUGGAAGAGAGGCUGCAUUCUGUUUCCCUGGGGAAGCUGAAGGACGUGCUGGCAGGAGCCUGCAGGCCAGAGAAGAGGAGGUUUUGGAUGAAUUUGCUCGGCCUGGCUGAUCAAUCCAGUGAUAUACAUGGUCUUUCUUGUUGAGUUUGAUCCUUCAACAUACAUGACAUGGAGGCCAAGUCUUUACAGGUCCUGUCUCCUAUGUGGCUGUAAACCAGACUGAGGAUUACUGGUAAGUUGAAAACAAAAUACGGUACAUCGAAAGAGGAUGUUUGUUGUUUACCCCUCAUUUGACUUUCACAUUGGAAGAAUUCUCAAAUUGUAGCGAAUGCAAAGCUGGCAGCAUUUAUGUCCCUGCAUCCUCAAACCCCAAUCUUGAGGAAAAGCUGAGUUGCUAGUAAUGCUUUAUAGAUGAUACACACCCACUUGGAUCUAAUAAGGCCCUGAUGUAGGGUGUGUGUAUGUAUUUAUGUAACAGCUAGAGAGUACAGUAUAACCCAAACCCAACUCAAUGACCACUAGCUAUGGUCCACCUUGUCAACUAGAAGAAACUAUCUUCUUCUAGGACCAACAACUCAUAUGAAUCAAUUAAACCUGUUUUAUCUUA
Molecule: messenger RNA, 2004 nt
Organism: Sorghum bicolor (sorghum)
Lineage: Eukaryota; Viridiplantae; Streptophyta; Magnoliopsida; Poales; Poaceae
Product: protein prenyltransferase alpha subunit repeat-containing protein 1-B
Exons: 11
Coding region: 276-1541 (421 amino acids)
Biological process (GO): protein farnesylation; protein geranylgeranylation
Cellular component (GO): protein farnesyltransferase complex; CAAX-protein geranylgeranyltransferase complex; cytoplasm
Molecular function (GO): protein farnesyltransferase activity; CAAX-protein geranylgeranyltransferase activity
Source: RefSeq, a predicted model, not a curated record